AUGGCCAAAUUUUCUACCUCGUCCAGAAACAAGCCAUCUAAUAUGACCAACGAUGGCUGUCUGUACAUGGGCGGUGCUGUAUUCGCUUUCUUACUCGUCUGGUGUGGUUGGUCCUACGCCAACCCGAUCGUCUUUGGCGGCAACAAUUUCAUGCUUAGGAUUGUCAGCGACAUGAGGUCGGAAUGCUGCACACACCCGACUCCGAACCUUAGAUUCGACCCGCCCGACUCAACGUUCUACGACGACUCGGAGCUCCGGUACUCGAUCGAUAAGAAGGUAACAGGGUGGGACGAUAAGCGAAAAGAGUGGCUAAAGCGCCACCCGACAUUCACCGCUGGGUCUAAGGAUAUGAUCGUGAUGGUGACCGGUUCCCAGCCAAACCCGUGCCAGAACCCAAUCGGCGACCACCUCUUGCUCCGGGCAUUCAAGAAUAAGGUGGAUUAUUGUCGUAUCCAUGGCUACGACGUCUUCUACAACAACGUCCUCCUCCACCCGCGGAUGAAGAGCUAUUGGGCAAAGCUUCCCGUGGUGAAGGCGGCGAUGCUGGCUCACCCGGAGGCCGAGUGGAUCUGGUGGGUUGACUCAGAUGCGGUUAUCACCGACAUGGAAUACAAGCUCCCGCUGGACCGUUACAAUUACAAGGGUCAUAACCUAGUGGUCCAUGGGUGGCCCAAGUUAAUCUACGAGGAGAAAUCUUGGACGUCGUUAAACGCAAGCGUUUUCCUCAUCAGGAACUGCCAGUGGUCUAUGGACUUCAUCGAUGCUUGGGCCAACAUGGGCACGAUCAGCCCGGACUACAAAAAAUGGGGGGAGAUCCAACGGUCGGUGUUCAAGGACAAGCUAUUCCCGGAGUCGAAUGAUCAAACGGCCCUGAUUUACUUGAUCUACAAGGACAGGAGAUUGACGGACAAGAUUUAUCUGGAAGGGGAGUAUUACUUCAAAGGUUACUGGGUAGAGAUCGUGCCAACGUACUACAACAUAACGAAGAAGUAUGUCGGGAUCGAGCGGGAGGACAAUUUGUUGCGACGGCGACACGCAGAGAAGGUGAGUGAGCAGUACGCAGCGUUUAGGGAGCCGCACUUGAAGGAGGCCGGGAACGGGCGAUGGUGCUGGCGGCGACCGUUCAUAACGCAUUUCACGGGGUGUCAGCCGUGCAGUGGGAACCACAACCAGAUCUACGCCGAGGAGAGUUGCUGGAAUGGGAUGCUGAAGGCCCUGAACUUUGCAGACAAUCAGGUGUUGCGGAAGUAUGGGUUCGUGCACCCGGAUCUACUGGAUUCUAAGACGGUGACGGAUAGUCUGUUUGAUUACCCCGACGAAGGACCCUGGUGA
Linum tenue is the source of this 1332-nucleotide messenger RNA. The record is from the annotation of a GenBank genome assembly. NCBI's taxonomy places the organism in Eukaryota, Viridiplantae, Streptophyta, Magnoliopsida, Malpighiales, Linaceae.